Messenger RNA from Chaetomium fimeti, 1041 nucleotides. RefSeq lists its product as uncharacterized. The coding region runs from base 1 to 1041 and encodes 346 amino acids. NCBI's taxonomy places the organism in Eukaryota, Fungi, Ascomycota, Sordariomycetes, Sordariales, Chaetomiaceae. The record is from RefSeq and is a predicted model, not a curated record. The transcript has 5 exons.
AUGAAGGCCUCUCUCCUUGCCACGGUGGCAGCGCUCUGUGCUGGCCAGGCGUCUGCUCAGUUCGCCCAGGCCGCCAUGAUGCGCUUCCAAUGCUCGCAGCUCGUUAUCGAACGUCUCGACCCGCUAGUCAACCCCGGCGAGGUACAGUCUCCGCAUCUUCACCAGAUCGUGGGCGGCAACUCCUUCAAUGCCAGCAUGACGCCCGUCGAGUAUGACCCCGCAGAGAAGUCGACAUGCACGACCUGUUCUUUCUCAGAAGACUUCAGCAACUACUGGACGGCAAACAUCUACUUCCGCGCAAAGAAUGGAAGUUACAAGAGGGUCCCGCAAAUGGUCAACCUUGGGCUCAGGGGAACCGGGGGUGUGACGGUGUACUACAUUCCGCCUUAUGACGGCAAGACCACGGUCACAGCCUUCAAGCCGGGCUUCCGCAUGCUAGUGGGAGAGGCCGGCCGCCGGACCCAGCAGGGCAUGCAGAAGCAAAUCUGCCACCGCUGCGAGCACAACAUCGAACAAACCCCCUUCGGUGGCGCGCCUUGCACGGGCGAGGACACGGCAUCUUUCCCGGAGCAGAUUUGCCCUGGUGGUAUCCGGACGACCAUCACCUUCCCAACAUGCUGGGACGGCAAGAACCUCGAUUCUCCGGACCACAAGAGCCAUGUUGCCUACCCCGAGGUUGGCAGCUUCGAGUCCACCGGCCCGUGCCCUGCUAGCCACCCCGUCCGCCUACCGCAAUUGAUGUACGAGGUUAUGUGGGACACGCGCGAGUUCAACAACCCGGAGGACUGGCCCGAGACCGGACAGCCCCUUGUUUACUCGAUGGGCGAUGCCACCGGAUUUGGCCAGCACGGCGAUUACGUCUUCGGCUGGAAAGGUGAUGCUCUGCAACGAGCGCUCGAUGCCCGCUGCACCGGUGACCGUUGCUCGGUCUUGCAGACCCAAACUCCCGAGGAGGCGGUGGCCUGCCAGAAGGAGCAGACCGUGGUAGAAGAGACAGAAGGAUGGCUCGACGCCAUUCCCGGCGGGGUGCAUCCGGUUUAG